AAGAAACGUGAAAUUGUAGCAAACUGACCCAAUAAAAAAAAUAACAAGAGGAAGAAGAAGGGAAAGAGAGAACGGAGUUUCAAAUUUCAUUGUAUGCACUUUCCAAGAGUUCAUUUUAAACCUUUCUUGAUAUCUAAUCCUUUUCUUCUUUUCUAUCUCUCUCUCUUUUCUCUGUUUUUCCCCUACAAUGAAGAAUACAACCAAAACAAGCACUUUUUGCCUUCAAAACCUGUUAUUUUUCCUGCUUCCCUGUCUCUUCUUCUUCAUCGAAUACCUUGCUCUCCCUGUGAUCGGUGACUCCCAGCUGACCCCUUACAACCCCAUAGAAAACAUCACAAUUGACUGUGGUUCUUCCACUGAUGGCCACGCUCUCGAUAACCGUCCUUGGACUGGAGAUGGCAAUGGAAAAUUCUCCCCUAUAAAGCAACAAAGCAAUAAUAAUAAUAAAUCGUCGGUGCUUUUAACAGCACUUGAACAGCCCCCCUCCGUUGAUAAGGUCCCGUACUCCACGGCUCGUCUUUCUUACUCAGAAUUCACCUAUACAAUUUCCCUCACUGCUGGCCAAAAGUUCAUUCGCUUGUACUUCUAUCCAACUUCAUAUCGAGGCUUUGACGACCCUUCUAAUAAAGCUUUCUUCUCCGUUAAAGCAGGUCCUUUUACCCUCCUCAGGAAUUUCAGUGCUUUACUUCAUGCUCAAGGCCAACCUACUCUUAUCAAAGAAUUUUGUUUAAACGUCGAUGAAGGUGAAAGGUUAAACUUAACCUUCACUCCAAGUCCUGAUAUCUCUGAUUCUUAUGCUUUCAUCAACGGGAUUGAAAUUGUUUCCAUGCCAACCAAUCUAUAUUACAGACAAGCAAGUGAUGAAGGGGUAACUUUUUUAGGUCAGGGAAGCUCGUACCCCCUAGGAAACAACAGUGCCCUUGAGAUGGUGCAUCGAGUCAACGUUGGUGGGAUGCAAAUAUCCCCUCAAGAUGACACUGGCAUGUACCGAAACUGGUUAAGCGAUGACGAUUAUUUGGCAAUAGCAAAACCAAGUGCUCUUCCUGUCAAUAAUAGUGUUAAUCUUACCUUUAGCAGUAUAUUAUCGUUCUCUGCUCCAAGGGUGGUCUAUCUAACUGCCAGGUCCAUGGGGAGGAACAAGACUGAGAACGAGAACUACAAUCUGACAUGGGAGUUUCCUGUUGAUUCUGGCUUCAGUUACUUUGUACGGUUGCAUUUUUGUGAGUUUCAGAUAGAGAUAACACAACAAGGUGACAGAGUCUUUGAGAUCUUCUUGGCGAAUUUAACUGCAGAAACUCAAGCAGAUGUUAUAGCCUGGAGUGGUGGAAAUGGGUUUCCAAUAUAUAAGGAUUAUGCAGUGGCAAUGGGAAAAAAAGGCAAUCAAAAGCAACAAAAUCUAUCUAUUGCUUUGCAUCCUUCUCCGGCAUGGAGGACUCUUUAUUCUGAUGCAAUCUUGAAUGGGCUAGAAAUCUUCAAAUUGAGCAGUGGUUUUGAUCUUGCAGGACCUAACCCUGACUCAGUCCUACCAAGUUCACCACCAAGUCAAUCAACGCAGUCCAAGAACAACAACAAAACUAUAUUUGGUAUUGUGGGAGGUUUAUUAGCCGGAUUUGUUGUGCUCUCAGUUCUAUUUUUCUUGAUUUUCCGGCGAAAGAUGAGGGCCAAAGAUUCAGGUUCCAGUGAAGGAGUUUCAUGGUGGAGCCAAUUUUCCACUGCCACCAAAUCCACCAAGUCAACCAAGUCUCGUGGCUCAUCUCUACCCUCCGAUCUUUGUCGCUACUUUUCAUUGGUUGAGAUCAAAGCAGCUACCAACAACUUCGACAACGUUUUCAUUAUUGGUGUUGGAGGUUUUGGUAACGUAUACAAAGGAUUCGUUGAUGGUGGCGCUACCCAGGUUGCAAUCAAGCGAUUGAAUCCUGAGUCUCAGCAAGGGGCUCACGAAUUCAAGACCGAGAUCGAGAUGCUCUCCCAGUUACGCCACGUCCAUUUGGUCUCUUUGAUUGGUUAUUGUAACGAUGACGGUGAGAUGAUUCUGGUAUAUGAUUACAUGGCUCGUGGGACCCUUCGUGAUCAUCUCUACAACGCUGGAAAUCCUCCUCUUCCAUGGAAACAACGGUUAGAGAUUUGCAUUGGUGCCGCACGUGGCUUGCAUUACCUUCAUUCAGGUGCAAAACACAUAAUCAUUCAUCGAGACGUGAAGACAACAAAUAUCUUGUUGGACGAGAAGUGGGUGGCUAAGGUUUCAGAUUUUGGGUUGUCUAGAGUAGGCCCCACGAGCAUGUCCAAGGCCCAUGUUAGCACAGUGGUGAAAGGCAGCUUUGGCUACUUGGAUCCAGAGUAUUAUCGUCGUCAACAAUUGACAGAAAAAUCCGAUGUAUAUUCAUUUGGUGUGGUACUAUGUGAAAUAUUAUGUGCUAGGCCACCUGUUAGUCGCACGGUCGACAAGGCACAGAUGAGCUUAGCAGCAUGGGCCCAACAAUGCUACUGGAAUGGAACUCUAUACAAAAUCAUUGAUCCAUUUUUGAGGGGUAAGAUUGCGCCUGAGUGUUUGAAAAAAUUCACCGAAGUGGCAAUGAGUUGUUUGCGUGAUGAGGGAACCGAAAGGCCAUCGAUGGGCGAUGUCUUGUGGAGCCUAGAGUUCGCACUACAAUUGCAGGAAAGUGGCGAGGAAGGGCUUAAGCCUAAUCCCGGGGCUGGCAUUGAGAUAGACAUCGAUGAAGAGACCCCCUUUAAAAGCAAUGCAUUGGAAGAUGACAGUGGGGAAGUGUUUAGUAGCAUCGGUGAUCAUGUGCUGAAUUCCAAGAGCGCUAGUACUUUCAGCUUAACAACAAGUGAUGAACAAAGUUUUGCUAGCAAGGAUUCUGAAAGACUCUUGUCUAAGGCAGUGUUUUCUCAAAUAAAGGAUCCGCAAGGGAGAUAAUAGGUAAGUCAAGGAAUCUCUAGAGAACUAAUGGUCGUGGUUCAAUUGAGAAAGAUACAAUACUACUUUAUGUGAAUUCUAGAAAAAUUUGUAUUGUAGCACAUCAGUAAUAUUAGAUUCCAAGGUAGGUUGAUGUACCUCAUUUAUAUUUAACGUUUCCGACCAAGUUGUAUUAUUUUAGAAUGGCAUUAAUUGGCGGUAGUUGGAACUUGGAAGUGCCAAAAUAAAAUAACAAACUUUGAUGGUGUCACUCCCCUAA
Theobroma cacao (cacao) is the source of this 3179-nucleotide messenger RNA. Lineage: Eukaryota; Viridiplantae; Streptophyta; Magnoliopsida; Malvales; Malvaceae. The record is from RefSeq and is a predicted model, not a curated record.